Molecule: messenger RNA, 1543 nt
Organism: Rotaria sp. Silwood2
Lineage: Eukaryota; Metazoa; Rotifera; Eurotatoria; Philodinida; Philodinidae
Source: the annotation of a GenBank genome assembly
UCUUGGUUAUUUAAUUGCUAUUAAAUGUGGUGCUAAAAUUAUUUUCGAAUCUGAUGAUGAUAAUUUACUUGAAACAAAUGAUAUUUAUUUUUUACCAAAAAUUGUUCAACAAAAACAUGUUCCAUGGAUAGGAUUUCAUCGACAACGAUCACCAUUUAUUAAUAUUUAUGGAUCAUUUGGUCAUCCAAAUAUAUGGCCAAGAGGAUUUCCUAUUGAUGAACUAAGAAAUGUUACUGAAGAUGGAUGGCAUUCAGUUAGACGAAAUCUUGAAAAUAAUACUUAUGCUUAUAUUCAACAAUAUCUUGCUGAUCUUGAUCCUGAUGUUGAUGCUAUUUAUCGUUUAUCUCAUCCACUUUCAAUUGGACGAAUUAAAUUUGAUCGAGAUCAACCACCUAUUGCUCUUGAACCAUUUACAUUUUCUCCAUAUAAUACACAAAAUACGAUAACAUAUUAUGAAGCAUUUUGGGGUCUUUAUUUACCUAUUACAACAACAUUUCGUGUAUGUGAUAUAUGGCGAAGUUUUUGGGUACAACGACUUCUGUGGGAUAUUGGUGGUCGUCUUAUAUUUGGCACAUCAACUGUUAAACAAGUAAGAAAUAGUCAUUCAUUUAUUAAAGAUAUGGAUGAUGAAUAUCAAUUAUAUCAUGAAUCUGGUUCAUUCGUUCGUUUCCUUGUUUCAUGGUCAUCAUCUUACAGUUUACUUUGGAAAAGAAUAGCUCAACUAGCAAGAGAUAUAGCUCAAGCAGGAUUUUGGAAAUCAAAAGAAGUUAAUAUAAUGGAUGCAUGGCUUGCUGAUCUCCAUUCAGUUGGUUAUUCAUUUCCAUCAAUUAUUUCACCAUCUUCACCUCUCAUAAUACAAAAACGAGCAGCUGUAUGUGUAACUGGUUUUGCUGAAUGUAUUCAAGAAGCUUGGGUUCCAACUUGGAGUACUAUUCGUAAUCAUCUUCAAGGUAACAUUGAUGCAUUUCUUUUUCUUUCAUCGUCUCAUAAAUUAGAAAAGAUUCCGUUUGAUGUCAAUUUGAAACAAAUACGUGCCUACUUGAAUUCGACAGUAACUAUACUUUAUGAAGAUCGAGUUAUUGAUCCACAUAUACCAUCGAAUUGUAAAACAUUCUAUUAUCCACCUAUGAGUAGAUCACAUGUUAUACCUUACUAUCAACAAUUGUGGGGACUUGCUGAAUGCUUCGAUUUAGUAAAAGAAUAUGAACAGAAAAUGAAUAUUCGUUAUGAAUUUUUAAUACGAGCUCGACCGGAUUCUGUUCUCAAUAGAGUUCCUCAAGCAUUAGAACCCGUAAAUAAUUCGACAUUAGUUAUUCCAAAUGAAAAUGGUUUUGGUGGUUAUAAUGAUCGAUUUGCCAUUGGUUCCAUGUCCAUAAUGGAAAAAUAUAUGAGACGAUGGCAUGAUCUUAGUCGUUGUUAUAUAGAAAACUUACAUGCUGAAUCAUUUCUGAAAUUACUUUUAAAUCGAUUUAAUAUUAAUGUUCAACUUAUGAAAACAUUAUCUUAUGAACAACAACCACACGGUGUUGGACGAUGUCACUAG